Messenger RNA from Colletotrichum truncatum, 774 nucleotides. RefSeq lists its product as uncharacterized. The record is from RefSeq and is a predicted model, not a curated record. Lineage: Eukaryota; Fungi; Ascomycota; Sordariomycetes; Glomerellales; Glomerellaceae.
AUGUAUCCCAGAGACUAUAGGCCGCGAACACCUCGCACGCCUCGUCAACGCAAGACGACAGUUAGGAUGGACCCUGACUGUGCCAUUUGCCAUGCUCCUGCCACUCUGGCAUGUGACUGCGAGGCCAAGGGGCUUGAUGUUGCCAUUAAACAGGCCGAGCAUCGUAUGAUGCAGUCGAUAUACAACGACAUCCGUACCUGGGUUCGAGCACAUGCCCAAGACUAUAUCCUGGAGUAUUUCCGUCUUUUGACUGAGCGUCGAAAAGCUGCUCACACUGCCAACCUCGAUCGUAUCACCGCUCACGCUUACCACUACUAUCAUGCACCUCCUCACCCUAACGAGAUCGCUCAGGCACAAGCAAGCCUAAAGCGUGGCAUUGACGAGGACUGGCAAUCUAGCGUCCAACGAUAUCCCGAAGUUUUGGAAUACUUUUACAGCUUGGUCGAUCUGACACUUCCGCCCGAUGACGACCCCGCGGUCAAAGAUCCCCCCUUAAGUGCCCUGAGCGGCUCACGGAAAGCCAGCAGAAGAAUUGGAGGCGGCGCACCAGCCAUUGCAGGCGCCAGCUCCCAUGAUAAGGACCCGUUUGCACGGAGGACCCCGCCGCCGUACGAGCACCCUAGUAGAAUGGAUAGGAGAACACCAGGCCCGAGAGAAAAUAGGAGAUCAGUACCGCCUCCAGGGCCCCCAGGACCUCCAGGACCUCCAGGCCCUUUUGGUGGACGAACUGCCCCUCCACCACCCCCAGGUUCAUAUUACGGCUGGGGUCCUUGA